CCGGCCCCUCUAUAGAGGCAGGGGAGGAGGGGACUCCGGCAGAGCGCCGCAGCCGCCGGGACCAGCAGCCCAGCCCUCCCCGCGCCCCGCCAGCAGCCCCAGCAUGGACCUCCGAGCCCUGGCUCUGCUCGCCUUCGCGCUGGCCAUCAUCUCCCUCUCGGAGGAGAAACCCGUCAGCCUGACUUACCGAUGCCCCUGUCGAUUCUACGAGAGCAACGUGGCAAGAGCCAACAUUAAGCACCUCAAAAUCCUCUCCACACCCAACUGCUCAAUUCAGAUUGUUGCAAGGCUCAAGAGCAACAGCAAGCAAGUGUGCAUUGAUCCCAAGUUAAAGUGGAUCCAGGAAUAUCUGGAGAAAGCUUUAAACAAACCACGUCAUCGCACUCAUAAAAAAAAGCAACAGAAGAAACGGGGCCCACUCUGCCCUUCCCGUGCAACACCACUAAAGUCUCCAGGGAGAAAGAAUGGAGGUUCAAGAUGUAAGAGGCAAGCAUUGUAAGCCGUCUACAGGAUUUCUUACUGUAGGACCCAGAGAGCAGAUAACCAGUAUUAGGGAAUGAAUACAUUUCACUGUUAUCAUGCAGCACAAAAGCAACGCUUCAUGCAUUUCCAGAGGUUUUUUUUUUUGUUUGUUUCUAUUUUUUUUGUGGGGUUGUUUUUGGGGGUGUUUUUUUUUUUUUUUUGCACAAAUUGGCUUGCUUUCACAGUGCUAUUUUUAUAUAGUAAGAUGUAACUAUUUGAGAAAAAUAUGUUUUUAUACAGGUCGGUUUAUUACCUAGCACUGAGGGCAGAUAUGAUUUUAAACUAAUCCUAUGUUAUUAUAUAAUAUUUUAUUUCCUUUGCUAUGUAGAGGUCCUGCUUUAUUUAACUCUCUUUUGGUUCAUGCAAGUCUCCUGGAUUUUAAAACCUAGAAGGACAUGAACUGUACAGUGCAAUGAUGUUGUGUUAGAAGUGGAGGAAUUCCUUCCCUCCAGAAGUCAUCGAGGCCAAGAACAUAGGAUGGCUAAAAAGCAUCAGACACUGAUGAAAGUGGGCAGCAUUACCAUGGGUGUCAUUUAUAGGUAUUUUGGGUGAGGGAUUAAACUCAGGCCUACCUGGCUAAAGCCCUUCCCUGAAGAUCAGAAGCCUUGGUGACAGCUAUGGGCAGCCAGUUCGAUGCACAUCUGGUAUUGCAAGGUGCUAGUACUUGGUUCGUAGUCGUCGUGUGUGUCAGGAGCCACAACACUGAUCUGAUGUCACCUGGCAUUUCCUAUGUUCCUGUGUUUCUGAUGACAAAUUUUAGCACAAAAAGGAAUGGGUUAUUAAAAGUCUAACCACACAAUCAUGUUGCAAGUUGCUAGAGGAGUCAGAUAUACUGCCACGCACCAGGUGUCUCUUCCCACCCGCCCACAGGAGGUGACUUCAGCUCGCCUGGCUGGCUUUGCACGACGUAGGGGGAGAUGCCUUCACAUGACCCUUCACCAACGAUGUUGUAGCCUUGCGGUCACACGCACCUGAGGGCAGUAACAUCUCUGAUAGCUCCGGAGACACCUAAAAGAAGAUGUCUGGCCAUAUAUUUGGAGAAAAGGGAUGGCUGGGGCAAAAGAAGGUCUGCCCAGUUUGUGGAGGGAGUGGUGUGUCUCGGGUGUGGAAAUGAAGGCCAGCACUCACUGUUCACCAGCGGUCACGGCUCUGUUUGCUGGCGAACAGGAUAGCCUUUGCCAUUUCCUUUGCAAAAUACACCCAGAGGGAGGUACCACUUUUUGUGCCAAUCCCCCCUCUCAGCCAGAAAUUUCUUUCUCCUGAUUGCUGCCAGCGUAUGCCGUAUCUCUGCUAUAUAGUGUUUGGGAAGACACCUGCAGUACUGUGAUAAUCAUGUUACCCUGUGCACUGGGGUCCAGGGGGAAGCAAACUUGUGCAGCACAGUGCUUAUGUUUGUAUGUCUCUGUGUGUGUAUUGUAAACAAAAAAUGUUGUAAGAUUGUAUUUCUUCUUUUUUUUGAGCGAGUUGCUUCAGAAGGAAUCUUCCCUCUUCCCUGUGUCCUGUGUCAGGAACGCUGAAAGGGAGACGGGUGUUUCGCUGAGCACUCCUUUUUGUGGCAAGCAUCUCUUGGUGCCAAAGAGGCACUUGGGCUAGCCAGGGAUUAACUUAUUUCCAUGUGGAUUCAGGUAAAAACCUUGUAAGUAAUUUCUUCUCUGCAAAACAAUGCUGUUGUGGAGAGUGUUUCAGCUGGGACCGCAUCACCUCAUUUGCUUUAAAGCAGAAACCAACUGCCGUGCCUAAAAUGUAUGUGUAUGUUAUUUUGACCUUCCUUCUAUUGUUAUCAUUACCAACCUGGUGCUUUAAGUAUAUUAAGUCUCUGUUUUGAAAGGUCUGGUACCACUGUACUCGGUGAGAAUUGGACUGUUGAUUUAAUGUGAGUAGGAUCAGAAUUUCUUUUAUAAGGCUAAAGACAAAAAGAACUUUUAUGAGAAAACUAGAGUUUCUUGUGUCUUCCCUGGACUGUAUUUAUAUCCUAGGGUCCAUCUCCUGUCCCACACAUGCACCUGCAAUUGCUAGCGGUUUGCUAGAGCUGGACACGUGAGUGUCAAAGCCAAGACCUUGGGGAAGUGUGGAAGAACCUUGGUUCUGACACAGACAUGGAACUUGUCCCUCUGACCCAGGAAGGUGCAUUCUUCACACAUGCUUCCCAUCCAAGCACACCUUGAGGUUUGAUCUGUUCCCGUUGGAGUAAACGGGGAGUUAAAUAAUCCUCUGAUUUUAGUUCAACAGCGUACCUUGAAAUGAUGAUAGGGGCCGUGAAGACUUUGUUUCUAAGGGAAACGUUGGUUUUCUAGUGAAAAGAUGGGGUAGGUAGACGUGAUUGUACCUCUGCUGCAGUCCUUGUCAACAGGGAGUGCAUCUGGGGUCAGCACCAGCAGGGAAAGGUCUCUGGGCACAUGCCAACCCCACACUACAGCCUGGGCAGAGAGAUUACUUUGACAGAAGCACUGAGAUGGGCAAUGCUGGAGCGCUGCUAAACCCUAGGGUCCAGGCUCUGGACAAUAUAGCCAGGUAGUGGAAGUACUGCAGGAAAUGGGGUCGCCUGUCAACCUUCUCUUCUAGGGGCAAACUAGUGAGCAUUGCAGGGGUAGGCUGUGCUUAAAGGAAGGGCAUUUGCUCCUGGGAGAGAUGCAUGAGUAACAGCAGGAAGGCAAGGGACUCCCUGCAAGGCUCGGGACCACUUUCAGUCAGGUGGUGGUUGUCUAGGUGCCUUAUGGGCUGCCUGCCUCAGGCAUUUCUUGAGGCUCACACUGUAAUCUGGGCCCUGACACUGCUGUGCUGGUGGUGAUUCACUGCUCACACAGCUGAGACCACCCAGGGCAUGGCGCUGCUCUUGGGGGCCAGCACCAGGUCCUUCCCUUGCCUGGGCAAAGUUGAGCAUAGUGUGAAUGCAGGGGUGGCACAGGCCUGGCCAAGAGUAACCGAAGACUUAAGUGAGAACCUGAUAAAAGCUUUCUCUUGCUUUAGAUCAAAAUCCAACUUGGAGCAGGAAGCUUUGCUUUUUGCCUGACAUUUGCUCGAUGCCUCAGGAAGAGCAGUCAUGGCCUUCACACUAGAGAAAUCGCUCCGGCGGCUGCCCCAAGCUCCUUGCGCUCCCUGUGCAUCACGCGCCGUUCCUCCCGUGCACGCUGCGGUCUUAGCAGGCUGAGAAGCGGCACUGCCAGAAACCCGUUCGGGGAGAGCACUAGGUUUUCCUUUCUGCCUUUAACCUGUUGACCAAAGACCAAAUCCAGGAAGGGAAAGAUGGGGAGAUGGGAGUGAUGCAGGGGCCACAUGUGAAGAGAAGGAGGGAAAAGAGAUAACACUGAACUGGUGCUGAAAAAGCAGCUUCCAUAAAUGUGAAAUCGUCAUGUGUGGUAUUUUUCAAAGUGCAGCUGUCAAAUCCUAUGGUUGGAUUAUUAUUAUUUUUUAAAUAGAUUGUAUUUAUUGCUGUGCCAAUUUUUUUUUUAUUUAUACUAGCUUUAUACUUGUAUGUAUGAAUAUCUUACCUAAAUUCUGCCUGAGGAAGGAUGAAGGGUGACUUUCUGAUGUGUUUUUAACCAAGGUGUUUGAGCAAAGGAGACUGUUCAUUUUGCAAUGAAGGCUAUAUUCAAAGUUAAAUAUACACAUUCAAUUGAAAAUGCAGUUUCUAUGCAAGUUAUUGUUGCUAUUUUCCCUUUGUUAGUAUCUAGAGGGUCCUUCUUUUCUCUGGCAACUUGUUUCGAGUGAUGUGAUUUAUAGUAACCAGGGGUUUCUGAGAACUCAUUACCAACAUGGCACCAAGACAAGCCUUGUCUGCAAAUGUAAAACUCUGGUGGCCACAGAGAAGAAAACAUGUAUCAUGAUGAAAGGGCUGCAUGAACCCCCCUUCUUCCACUUCUUAAGAACUCUGUUGUCAGAAUGUGGUAUAUACUGUACUUUAUAUUUUUGUUAAGUAAAAAGAAAUAUCUUCCCAAAUAAUGUGAAAAAGGGUUUAUAUUUGUGUUCCUGUAAGGCAGCUUUUACGGAGGAAUUAUAUUAUGCUUUUGAAAUUAUUCCUUUCAUAGACUAUUUUGAAAAUAAACACUUUUAUACUGUUGCAAUUUCUCCCAUAAAUUUGUAUGCACUUAAAAUUUUCUUAAUAAAAAUGUCUAUCUAAAUGAAA
Phalacrocorax carbo (great cormorant) is the source of this 4645-nucleotide messenger RNA. The record is from RefSeq and is a predicted model, not a curated record. Lineage: Eukaryota; Metazoa; Chordata; Aves; Suliformes; Phalacrocoracidae.